CUGUCUUUAUUUCAAAAACGGUAGGAGAUGCAGGUCUACUUGUCCUGCUCCUUCUUAUUCAAUUGUCCCCUGUGCCAAAACUCAACAACGACCAGCACAAAGACAGAACACUGACAGCGCGCCAGUAUGCGGAGCACGUUAUUUGAUCUGGAGCGCAUUUUUUAUUUUGAGAACGUACGUGCACCUGCGCACUACUCAUGUCCAUCACUUAACAGAAGUGACAUGUAACAUGUAAGGCUUAUUGAAAAAAAUAUUUUCAAAUGCAUUUUUACAUAACACAAUGAAGAAACUUACUUUUAAUUUCAGUGGGAACAGUGUUGUUGGUCUCCCUUUUUAGCCAGCGCAUCAAAGUCUGGAUUUAGUUUUGUUGUGGCGAUUCUCAGGAUGGAUCUGAGGUGUUGGUCAGUUAACUUGGAUCUGUGGCUGGCUUUGUUAAUGUUUGUUGAUGUUCAUGACGCUGAACGCCUGUUCACACAAAUAGGUCAAGCCGAACAAAGAGUAAAGCACAAAUGUGGAGUAAUACGCUGCACCUCAACAAAGGUCAAUGUAUAUAGAGUGUGUCAUCUAUUGGGAAAACACCAGAAUUGCGGGGAAAAAACGUUAACAAGGUUUAUUAAUAUAAUUUCAUCAGGUUCUGCGGGCCGGAUUAAAAAGCUUAAUGGGCCGCAUAUGGCCCGCGGGCCGUAAUUUGCCCAUGACUGCUCUGGAACCUCUCCCGUCCCCAUUGAUGAUGCAAAGAUCACUGCCAGAGGCUUAGCAAUCUCCUCCCUUGACUCCCACAGCAGCCUGGGAUAUAUCUUGUCUAUUCCCAGUGACGUAUCCAACUUGGUGCUUUCCAAAAACUCCAGAAUAUCUUCUUUCUUAAUGUCUAUAUGUUCAAACUUUUCAGUCUGCUGUAAGUCAUCCCUACAAUCGCCAAGAUCCUUUUCCAUUGUCAUUAAGUACCUCAGCUAUCUCCUCCGGUUCCAUACACACUUUUCCACUGUUGCACUUGAUUGGUCCUAUUCUCUCACGUCUUAUCCUCUUGCUCUUCACAGACUUCACAAUAUCAAUAACUCCCAUAAUCCUAAAGAUUUCCCUCUGAUUGGUGAGAAUUCAUGGGUAUGAAACCAAAAUGUUUAAACAUUUCAAAUUGCUUGUUUUUUUUUUAAAAAAAAAGCAAAAAUAAACUGCAGAAUCUGAUAACUGGAAAUAAAAUGAGAAACAUUCGGAAAAGUUGACAACAUUUAAGAGGGGUGGCGGAGGGAGUGUAGUGGGAGGAUGGUGAUGAAACAAUCAAAAUGUAAUCCUGCAACUGGUUGUAUUGAAUGUUGGUGUUGGAAUAAAAAUCAGUGGUUGAAAAAAGUUGACACCAUUUCAUUGAAACUGAAAAUUAUGAUAAGCUGAUUCUAAGUUAGAAAUACAAUAAACAUAUGUAGGUGUAUCUACAAACAUUACUAUUAAUUUAAGUACAACAAUCAUCAGUUUACUGUGUUUCCUAUUUUAUGUAAAUAAAUUAAUUAACCCUGUAUAAAUAAAUGUACGGGGGUAGACAUUAAAAACUACUGUCAGGAGUGGGAUUCGAACCCACGCCUCCAGAGGAGACUGCGACCUGAACGCAGCGCCUUAGACCGCUCGGCCAUCCUGACGCGCUGGCAAUCAUCUACUAAAACCGAUUUGAAGUCUGUUGAUAAAUUGAUUAUUCUAAACAUUGACAAUACCAGCGAGAAACAGUCUUAUAACUAGUUCCUUUCACCCGCAAUAUUCCAGAGUAUCUUUUAACUGCUCGCAAUUCUUCGACUAUCUGAAACUGCCUUACACCCUGAAUAAUAUUUCCCUUCUCUCCAUGAGCGUACUUUUGUAAUUAUUCAGUCAGACUUCCAUCUGGUGAUGGCGGAUACUGGGGGAGUUUACCUGGCAGCGCAAGGGGAAAGAGGGCCGGAUCUCAUUGUCGCAACACUGGCAGUGUGGCUGGGCAGAGCCGCCCGGCGCUCCGGCUCUUCCCGCACUGCCCGUCACCCGAGGGCGAGGAAAUCGCACUCCUUCACCGGAGGUUAUGUAACCUUCCGAGAGCAGGGAAAGCCGCUGGAAGACGGGGAAAAUGCUGGCAAUUGGCAGGCUGCCCUGGGAAAUCCGCGUGUCACUCUGCGCCGCUGUUGUGUUUUUGUCCAUGGUCGUCAGCAGGAGUUUGAGAGACUACUUUGAUCAAUCCACACUGCUAAAGUUGUACCGGGUUCAGUUUCUGCUGUUUGUCAACAUCCUCCUGUCGAUCGGGUCGCGGUACAUCUGGAAGAAGACCGUGUCGGGCCUGCAGACCUCCUGCAACAACGCCAAGUGUUUUACCGGCUGGAAAAUCACUGUCGCGGGGUUUCUACUUCUAGCUCAUUCCAGUUUUAUUUCUUUGCUGACUCUGGUGUCAGAGGAGCCUCACAUCUUUUCUCUCGUCUGCUACUCCUGCCUAGGAAUCUACGUUUUCCUCAUUUUCAGCCUGUUUGCGCUCGGGCUGCUGGAACAGGCCCUGAAAUUGGUCAGCUUCAGCCGGGCGUCCUCGCACAGUCACAAGCGGAACGCGGUCACCGUGGCCCUGGCUCUGCUGUUCACGGUGGCGUGCACAGUCCUGGGGCUCCUCAACGCACGGCUGCCCCCGCUGAUCAAACAGGUGGACGUCUCUCUCCCGAAGCUACCGCAGCCAUUCCAUAACUUGAAGAUGGUUUUGUUGGCUGAUAUCCAUUUAGGACCUACAGUGGGAAGAACCAAACUUGAAAUGGUGGUGAAGAUGGUGAAUGAACUAAAUCCAGAUAUCAUCGUGAUAGUGGGUGACCUGACUGACUCCCAGGUAGUCAACCUCAGAACUGCCACAGAGCCUCUCAGACAGCUGAAGCCAAAAUUGGGGACGUACUUUGUUACAGGUAACCAUGAUUAUUACAGUGCUGACAUCACCAACUGGUUUAUGCACCUGCAGUCGUUAAAUGUCCGGCCUCUCCACAAUGAGCAUGUCAGGAUUUACAGCCCCACUGGGGACAAGAACUGGUUUUGUCUGGCAGGGGUCGAUGACAUUGAAGCAGAUCUGUUACGGUAUCCUGGACACGGUAUGGAUUUAAAGAAAGCAUUGGAUGGCUGCAGUACUGAAGAUACAAUAGUACUGUUAGCACACCAGCCAAUAGCUGCCAAACGUGCCCUUCAAAGCAGACCAGAUAUCAGCCUGGUUCUCUCCGGUCAUACCCAUGCCGGACAGAUUUUUCCUCUUUCGAUUUUUGCCUAUUUGUUUAAUCCAUACUUUGAAGGUCUCUAUAAAACUGUUGAGAACAGUUUAGUGUAUGUAACACCUGGGACAAUUUACUAUGGAAUUCCAAUGAGACUAGGAAGCAGAGCAGAAAUAACAGAGCUCAUUUUUAAGACUGAAUGAUACCACUGUCUUGAUUCAUGAAUGUUAACACUGAUGUGUGUAAAGAAUAAGUAGGUAAUUAACUAGCUUAUAUAACAGCUAAAAUCAUCAAUUAAUUGUUCUGAAGAGAUCAAAAUAUACUGUACAGUCAAUGCCUGUGACUGCACUAAAGUUGAUGUGUUUUAAGACUACAGAUGCAAAGCAAAGAUGGAGAUGCAAAGCAGUCCUUAUGGGAUUUACAUUUCUGUGCUUUCCUUCUGUCUGUGGUCUUCAAGUAUCAUAAGGGGCCUGCACUUAACCAAUUACCUCCCACCCCCUUGUGCAGAUUAUUUGGGGAUCAAAGACCCUUCUGUCCACACCUUCACCCACAGCUGCAUGAUGAAGCCGGAAAGUCAAUGUGUGGAAGAUUCUGCCUAUAGAUUGACUUUCACAGCAUAAAGCACUGUUCAGGAAACUAAAUGGAAAAUAUUCAAUACCUCGUAAUCUUAAUGUGAGUGUUUAUUCUCAUUUAGUUAACCUCCAUUAAAUUCCAAAUCAAAAAUGUUCCUUUGAAUUUUUUUUCGUUUGUAUUUGAUAUUUGUCGAAAGUACUGUAAUUGUUACUGUGGUUUAUUAAUGCCAUAAAUUAUUUGUAAUUGUGAGUGCCUAUCAAUAAGAUGUAAUGCUAAUUGUUGCACUAUUUAUCAACAGCUGGUAUAUAAAUGCUUGAGAUUGCUCCUCUUCUCUUAAUAUGACUUCCAAUUAUUUGUCCUAACUUUAUAUACUUUUGAAUAUAUUGCAAUCUAUUGGAAAUACUUUGUGCUUCCUGACAGUAGGAAGCAAUAAUAUUGUUCCAUCCUUUAGGAGGAUUGUCAUACUUUUUAAGGAAGGUAGGCCAUAUGGAAAAAAGAUGUCUUUGUGCUGGUUUUAAUUUGCCCGUCGGUUACCAAACACUAUCAGUUGCUGCAUGAAGAAGAUUGCACGUCCUUGUCCCUGUAACCAUCAGCACUAAGUGUGUUAAAACAUGAAUAAAUCUAUAUGAUUGACAGUAGUAAAUGAAAACAAGGAGAUCACAGCAACUGGGCCAGGCCACAGAAAGCAACAUGAGCAUUCCAAUCUGAUCGAAUCACUUCACUUCUUCAGACAUCUGAGUCAGUUUGCAUUAACAAUUAAAAUGGUCAAAAGAUGAAGGAACAGCUGAUUUGAAUGAAAUAACUUCGUGCACGCAUAAACAUUAUGCAAUUUUCAAUAUCCUAAUGAAAGGAGAGGUUAAAGCAGCCAAACGUACUAAUUUGUAAAAGUAAACAGUUUUCUUGUAAAUCUAAGAAAGAACAGAAAAUGUAAAGAUGGGUGAAUAUUUUACUAUUUCAGCUGUCAUUAGAACAUGGUUGUUUCAAACAUUGACAAGAGGCACUAUGUUAGAGAUUAAUCUUCAGUUUUAUGUGUUGCAUUUUUGUGCAUUAAUGUAGAAUGGAUGCAUUAUAUUCUGCUGAUGAAAUUCAUGUCAAUCAAAAUCAAAAAAACUGAAUAUCAGAAGCAGAGUACGUAGGUGUAUGGUACUACAUUUCACUUCUAAGCCCACCGUGACAAUGGAAACAUUUCUGUGCCUUUGCAUUGUUCAAUUUGCACGUUUCCCCUUCUUAAUCGUAUUAUUUAAAUACAGAACACACGUUACUUUUAUACCCUCAAAGGAAAUUAGAAUAAACAAAUUUGACCUGAUAUCAGGAACAUUGCAAAGAGCUGCCACUGCUGAAUGUUUUUGCCAAAGACAAGAUUAAAUUUGUUAAGUUUAAUCUGAAUUUCUGUGGAGCUGAAUAGUGUUCACCAAAACUGUUGUGUUUAUUUUCUCUGGACUAAUAAAUUUGACUCUGUCAAAACUAAACAGUA
This is a messenger RNA of Hypanus sabinus (Atlantic stingray), 5229 nucleotides long. It is a transcript of the gene tmppe, whose product is annotated as transmembrane protein with metallophosphoesterase domain. NCBI's taxonomy places the organism in Eukaryota, Metazoa, Chordata, Chondrichthyes, Myliobatiformes, Dasyatidae. The transcript has 5 exons. The record is from RefSeq and is a predicted model, not a curated record. Gene Ontology annotation, molecular function: hydrolase activity. The coding region runs from base 2081 to 3385 and encodes 434 amino acids.